Pararge aegeria (speckled wood butterfly) is the source of this 508-nucleotide messenger RNA. RefSeq lists its product as uncharacterized. The record is from RefSeq and is a predicted model, not a curated record. The coding region runs from base 54 to 377 and encodes 107 amino acids. Lineage: Eukaryota; Metazoa; Arthropoda; Insecta; Lepidoptera; Nymphalidae. The transcript has 4 exons.
AACUUAUCGAUGUCCGCGGUUGGACAUUGAUCUUUGAUACAUGCCAAGGUGCCAUGUAUGAAGAAGAAGAAACCGGCUUACAGUUCAAAAGGCAACCAACCGAAGAUAAUAGGUGCGGGAUAUGUCCCACAUACUUUCAGAAGCUAUGCGCAUUCGAUUUUCAAACAAACCAGACUUAUAUAUUCGACAAUGCAUGCAUAAUGGAUUUGUUUAAUUGUAUACAUGGCACAGAAUUCAUCAAGUUAAACUACGAAAAUUGCCUGUACUUCGGCAACUUCGCUUACGUGCAUGGCUUAAAAUAUGAAGAUUAUGACUAUGGCGAAGACCAUAUAAUUAUCAGUAAUUCAAAGAAGAAUCCAGAUUUUGUGCGCCGAUGAUUAUUCUAGAGUAUGUAUUCUAGAUUAUUCUAUAUCUUUUUUUUGUAAAUAUUAAAAACACAAUGAAAAUCCGAAAUUCCUUGAAACAGUUUUUAUUUAAGUCUUAAUUAAAUUUCAGUAAAUGUGCUGGA